Molecule: messenger RNA, 873 nt
Organism: Blumeria graminis f. sp. triticale
Lineage: Eukaryota; Fungi; Ascomycota; Leotiomycetes; Helotiales; Erysiphaceae
Source: the annotation of a GenBank genome assembly
AUGGCUUCGAAAUAUUCUGUACGCAAGAUUGGCCAACCUAACACUCUCGAGCACCGCAUCUACAUUGAGAAAGACGGAAACAUUGUUUCCCCUUUCCACGAUAUUCCACUAUACGCUAAUCCAGAGGGAACAAUUCUUAAUAUGGUCGUUGAGAUACCACGAUGGACCAAUGCCAAGUUGGAGAUUAGCAAAGAACAAACUAUCAAUCCUAUAAAGCAAGACAUAAAGAAAGGCAAGCUUCGCUAUGUUCGUAACUGCUUUCCCCACAAAGGGUAUCUUUGGAAUUAUGGCGCCUUUCCCCAGACAUGGGAAGACCCUAAUGUGAUUCACCCAGAGACGAAAGCUAAGGGUGAUAACGAUCCCUUAGAUGUCUGCGAGAUUGGAGAACUAGUUGGAUACCCCGGGCAGAUCAAACAAGUCAAGGUACUUGGAGUUAUGGCUUUGCUCGAUGAAGAAGAAACAGACUGGAAGGUUAUCGUCAUUGAUGUUAACGAUCCUCUAGCAGCAAAGCUUCACGAUGUCGAGGAUGUUGAGAGACAUCUCCCUGGUCUUUUGAGGGCAACCAAUGAGUGGUUCCGAAUCUAUAAAAUUCCAGAUGGAAAGCCUGAGAAUCAAUUUGCCUUCACUGGCGAGUGUAAAAACAAAAAAUACGCCACCGAUAUAGUUCAUGAAUGUGCGGACGCAUGGGAUAAACUCAUCACAGGAAAAGUAAACCCUGGAAGUAUCUCAACAACAAAUGUUACGGUUCAAAAAUCGCCAAGCCGCGUCAGCCCUGACCAACUUCCUCCAAUCCCACCCAAUGAGAAUCUACAACCCGCACCUAUAGAUCCUAGUAUUGACAAGUGGUUUUUCAUCUCUGGUGCGGCAGCUUAG